Molecule: messenger RNA, 2426 nt
Organism: Nomia melanderi (Alkali bee)
Lineage: Eukaryota; Metazoa; Arthropoda; Insecta; Hymenoptera; Halictidae
Product: alpha-tocopherol transfer protein-like
Cellular component (GO): membrane
Molecular function (GO): phosphatidylinositol bisphosphate binding
Source: RefSeq, a predicted model, not a curated record
CCCACUCUAUCGACCGUUCUCCAUCUCUUCGGUUCACCGCAAGAGUUUCUUCCAUUUCUCUUUCCGUGAACCAGUCGGACAUUGCCGCAACUUAGUUCUUCCCGAUUCACUAUCGUUGUCUGUUCGUGAUUCGAUCCAUCGUCUCAGCUGAUCAAGAUGUUGCUGAUUCAACCAACGGAGGAGAUGUCAAAAUUGAUUCGCGUGGAGUUAAAUGAGGAUGUAACGACACGCGAUAGAGACCUCGAAAUCAUCAAAGAAUGGCUGUCUAAGCAACCGCACUUACCAAAGUUCGAAGAUGAUUCUAGAAUAAUGACGUUUCUUCGUGGCAGCAAGUUUUCCUUGGAAAAAUGUAAAAGGAAGUUGGACAUGUAUUUCACAAUGAGAGCAGCAAUUCCCGAGUUUUUCUCUAAUCGAGACAUCACGAGACCAGAACUGAAAGAUAUCGCCAAACUUAUACACAUUCCACCAUUACCUGGUCUAACAAAAAAUGGUCGUCGUGUGAUCAUUAUGCGAGGAAUAAACAAGGACACGCCAACUCCGAACGUAGCGGAUGGAAUGAAGAUAGUGCUAAUGAUAGGCGACAUUCGCUUAAAGGAGGAGCUAACGGGUGUUGCAGGCGACGUCUACAUCCUGGAUGCCAGCGUAGCCACGCCGUCGCAUUUUGCCAAAUUUACUCCCACAAUUGUAAAGAAGUUCCUGGUUUGCGUGCAAGAAGCUUAUCCUGUGAAGGUGAAAGAGGUGCACGUAGUGAACGUCAGCCCAAUCGUGGACACUAUCGUCAAUUUCGUGAAACCAUUCCUCAAGGAGAAGAUUCGCAACAGAAUAUUUAUGCACAGUGACUUGAAAACAUUGUACGACUACAUUCCCAGAGAAAUAUUGCCAACAGAAUACGGUGGUGAUGCUGGACCAAUUCAAGCUAUUCAUGAUACUUGGAUGGAAAAAUUAGAAGAGUACGGUCCGUGGUUCGCAGAACAGGAAGCGGUGAAAGCUAACGAGGCACUCCGUCCAGGAAAGCCAAAAACUCAGGACGAAUUAUUUGGUCUCGAUGGAUCGUUUAGACAAUUGACUAUCGACUAAACAUAGUUUUUCGCGCGAAUAAAUAUUAGGCGAAUCCCAUUACGGUGCUAAUGUGAAGAAGAUUCGGGCAGAACUAAAAGUAUUGCACCUUUCUAGAUCUCUGAAUUCGUUCGCAAGUAAAACAAUCUUUUAUAAUAUAUAUUUGUCGAUGAAUCUUUAAUAUAUUGUGAAACUAUUUAUCUUUUGUAUAUCCGUCUUUAAUCGGUUUGAAUUGGAACUACUGCGCAAUGAUUAUAGGGAACCAUUUAUCCUAUUUUUUGUGUACAGUGUCAGUACAGAAACAAGGAUAGCAGUGUUAGUUAAUGUAUCCUGAGAAUAGAGUAUUUUAUGAAGGAAUAUGUGCAUGAUUAUCCAUGAGUGAUCCUAGGACGAUAUUUUCAAAAUGUGGAUGCUAUAAUAUGUUGCACUGACUGUGGAAACAUAAAAGUAAUAGGAUGAAUUGCAAUGAAGGGAUAAACUCUAAGUUGGUUGAAAAAUUCAGUAAACUACUUAGUGUAGAAAAUUAUUUACAAAAACCUUUCAUAGUUACAUUGUAAGCUGUGUUUUUAUUUGGAAUUUUAUAAUCAUAAGAUUCAUUAGAAAUGAGUAUCAGAAAAGUUGAUUCUUUAAUUGUAUCGUUUAGUUGUAGAAAAUGCUGAAAUGUUUUCGACAACAAAAUGCGUUUGAAAGAUUGUCCCAGGAUUAAAAAACAGUUCCACAAAAUAAAUCGUUAUUUAUAAUGAAUAAUGUAAUGUAGAGAUUUCAUGGUAUGCAUGGCUGGAUAGAAAUUUGAGAUCAUUUAAAUUCAGAGUAGCAGUAGUAGAAUAUUAUUUAUGAAUACGAGAAAUGAUUUUUAAAAUGAAUGUUUUUUUAUGAAUAAUUAUUAUCUUUUUAAUAUUUGUGUAUGAAAUUGUAUACUGAAUGAUAAAUAUUUCAAUAUUAUAUUUAAUACAAUUCUAUAGGAACAGAAGCUGGGAUAUUAGAAUAUAAACAUUGGUAAUAUAUAAUAUAUAUGAAAAUAAUAUGAAGUUUGUUUCGAGUACAUACGCAGUUGGAAUAUAAAAAUCGAAUGCAAUUGAAAGUAGAAAUACGAUAUAAUUUUUAUAUUGUUAGCUCAAUUUAUCGUACUUAGUACAAAAAAAAGUAAAUUUCGUGGUCUUAGGAUUCAUAUAUUUUGAAUGUUUCUUUUAAUAUAAAAUGAUUCUUCAUAAAUAAAUAAGAUUAAAUUCUUAACUCUUUAUCAACAGUUCUUACACAUCUGUAAAUAUGUGACAUGGUAAACACGUGUUUUCAAUUUCUUACUUUUGUAAAUUAUCCUUCAUUGUAUACGAAAAUAUUGUACUUAUAAGUAUAAAAUAUUUGGUUAAGUA